GCCCAGUCUGAAGAUGACAAGAGGAGGGCGACGAUUACAUCCGAGUACGUGAAGAAUUUCAAGAAGGUCAAAGUGCUGUACGACAACGCGAUCUUGCAGCACACGUCUACCGCGCAGCUCAUCCAGACCUGGAAGUGGGCCAAGAACAGCCCAGACGCCCUGAAAUAUUUCCAGGCUGCCUACGACAAGGUGAAUGCUAUCGUGGCUGAGCACAAGUUCCUGUUCAAGCUGAUGUCUGAGGACAAGCUGCCU
Molecule: messenger RNA, 252 nt
Organism: Prorocentrum cordatum
Lineage: Eukaryota; Dinophyceae; Prorocentrales; Prorocentraceae
Source: the annotation of a GenBank genome assembly